UAAAGAUGAAAUAUAUGUAUUUAUCAUCAGAACACAAAUUUUAUGCUUUACUGAACUAGUGUGUUCUCUAAACUACAAAUUUUGCCAAUAGCUGUUAGUCAGAAUCAUUUAUUAUAAUGAAAUUAUCAAAUUGAUAUUAAAGUAUUAAAAUUGUAAUACAAUUUAUUAUUCGAGAGGUAUGUAGAAUUAAAUUUGAUUUCAAGUUGGCUCCGAAAGUUGCCACUGGUUGAAGUUAACACUACAGUCUUGUCCUAAAAUUCAAUUUUCUUUUACAAAUUAAUUGAGGAAAGUCGUUUGCUCAAAUAAUUGUAUUGAAAACUAAGAUCUUGAACAAUAUUAUGUUUGCAAGUGCCUCUGCAAUGGCAAGCAACAUACACAGCUCUAUGUUGAAAACCUUUUUUAACUGUAUUCUCAGCUUUGGAGAGAGAGCGAAAGAGAAUUCAAGAACAAAACUUCAAAUUAAUUAAAUUUACUGAGAAGCAAAAUUGAAAAUUUAUUUCAAAUAAUUACCAUUAUAAAUACUUAAUAAAAAAUUAAAUUGAUUCAAACGGGGAAAUUUAUAUUUAUUAUUUUUUUACAAAAUUUUAAGAAUGUGAUCUCUAAGAUAAUAUAUUAUCCAAAUAGUAUUGAAGAAAGAGUCCUUUUAAUAUUAAUUUUGAACAAGUGGAAACCAGAAUGAAGCAGAGAUUAUUGAUUUUUACAGGUUUUAUUAUCUGGCGUUGAUGAAAGAAAUCUUAUCUUUUUGGGCGAUUAAGUAGAUAAAAUCAAAUGAACUGUUUCAAUACACUUUGCUGUCAUAUUUUUCACAAGUUGUUUGCAGGAUUUUUCCCCGUAAAAUAAGAAAAAUGGCUGCUGAAGAGAAUUUGGAGAAGUUUGAGAUUUUGUUUGAGGAACCGCGCGCCGUUUUCUACGCGGGACAAAAAGUGACCGGACGGGUUUUUGUGCGCAACAAUUUGACCAAGAAAUUCAAAGGGAUCAAGGUGACGUUCGAGGGUGUCGCGCACGCCGAGUGGAGCGGGUCGCGAGCUUUGCAGGAGGGCGAACAAGUGGGUCCGUCCUUGAAGGAGCAACGGCCGCAGCUGGCCCAGGCCGCGCGUCAGCAGCGCCUUGGCUUGGACAAGAACCACAGACAACCUGCGGAGGAAACCUGGCAGGGUCCAGACACCGUCAGGGUCGCCAUCUCCAACGACGAGCGAUACUUCCAAACCGAAUUCUACUUGGUUGGCUCCAAAGCAGAAGACGGCGCGGAAAAAAUCUGCGUUGACGCCGGUGAGCUGAGCUACCCUUUUGAGUUUUCGCUUCCAAAGAGGAUUCCGUCGUCCUUCGAAGGGUCGUUCGGCCACGUGCGCUACACCGUCAGGGCCGUGAUGGAGCGACCCUGGGCCUCCGACCUGCACACCCAGGCACCCUUCACGGUCGUCUGCCCCCUCGACCUCAACGCCAACCCCUCUCUUGCUGAGCCGGUUCAGGUGGCCAAAGUGAAAAAGUUCUGCAGCAUUUGGUGCGCGUCAGGUCCUGUCAACGUGACCUUCACCCUGGCCUCAGGUGGCGCCGUCCCUGGCGAAUUUCUCCUCCCCUCGCUCGACGUCGAGAACAACUCCAAGCUCCACCUGCACCUCAUCAAACUGAAAUUUUCCCAGAUCGUGACGUACAAGGACAGAACAGGCAGCGAGACACUGAGACACGAAACGAUUCUCGCCGAACAAAACGUGGGAAAAGUGGACUCGGGCGACUCGCGCCUCUUCGACCGCCUCCACUUCUACGUGCCCCCGCUGCCCCCCUCCAACACCACCCACUGCACCUUCAUCGACGUCCAGUACUACUUGAAAGCGAAUUUCUACCCCUCGGCGUGCUACCCCGCGUUCAGCGCGAAACUGGCCGUGGUGCUGGGAACGAUCCCUUUGCACAAAAAUUUUGGCCGGUGCCACCCUUGCGAGGAAACGCCGCCCGUCGGAUGGAACUUGAACGCCCUUGAUCAAAAUUCCUCCCUCUACGCACAUCUGCCUCCCCCGAGUUACGAACAAGUUGAAAAAGAUGAGGACGUUUUCACGCCCAAAUAUCCGGUUCACAAACAAACUCUGCGAUUUGAAGAGCCCAAAGCAUGAAGUCUUUUUUUAAAUUUUAUUUCGAGCAAUAUUGAAUUGUGGUUUUAAUUAAAAAGAUAUUUCUCUCAUACAUUUCUUAAUAUAAUUAAUAGAAAAGACAAAGGAGAUAAUAAAGAAUU
Molecule: messenger RNA, 2224 nt
Organism: Neocloeon triangulifer
Lineage: Eukaryota; Metazoa; Arthropoda; Insecta; Ephemeroptera; Baetidae
Product: arrestin domain-containing protein 17-like
Exons: 7
Coding region: 846-2105 (419 amino acids)
Biological process (GO): protein transport
Cellular component (GO): cytoplasm
Source: RefSeq, a predicted model, not a curated record